Messenger RNA from Uloborus diversus, 1059 nucleotides. RefSeq names its product homeobox protein Nkx-2.3-like. Lineage: Eukaryota; Metazoa; Arthropoda; Arachnida; Araneae; Uloboridae. Gene Ontology annotation, cellular component: nucleus. Gene Ontology annotation, biological process: cell differentiation; regulation of transcription by RNA polymerase II. The coding region runs from base 1 to 1059 and encodes 352 amino acids. Gene Ontology annotation, molecular function: DNA-binding transcription factor activity, RNA polymerase II-specific; RNA polymerase II cis-regulatory region sequence-specific DNA binding. The transcript is spliced from 4 exons. The record is from RefSeq and is a predicted model, not a curated record.
AUGAACAGCACCAAUGCCCGGCAUGUCACUAUGACGACCACGACCAAACCCAGCGGCUUCAGCGUCCGGGAUAUCCUUGAGCUGCCGGAUAAGAAUCAGCAACGGUCCGGCAGUCCGUUGCCACGGGCGCUAGACCUAUCGGAUGUGACCUUGCCUGCUUUCUGCUACGGAGGAUUGUGCCCUGAAUCAACUUAUACCAGAUGGCUAGCUUCGGAAAUUCUUCCAAACUACGCAGCUCUUCCAUUCGCCCCGAUGACGCUCGACCCCUCUUGCCUAAGCGGAGUUGAUUCUUCCACCUUCCUGGGCCACCACGAACUCACGCGGAGUACUGAUGGCGAGCACGAAGAUCAAGAGGCAGAAGACAUCGAAGAAGAGGAAGAAGAAGACCUGGAAGACCUUGAUGACUGCGAUAUCGACGAGGACAGCGAGGGAAAUCGGCGGCGUACCACCAGUGCACACGCAGAUUCGGAUUCUGACGAGGUCACUUCUUCCCAGCAGGUCACUGCCACUGUUAGUUCUAAGGCGAUGACCAUUAACUGUGGUGGUAGCGUUGGUUGUGCAAAUAACACUCCGACCAGUUCUACUUCGGGUGAAAACGGAGGGCAACCGCUGAAGAAACGCAAAAGAAGAGUACUCUUCUCGAAAGCACAGACAUAUGAGCUUGAAAGAAGGUUUCGACAGCAACGAUACCUCUCAGCUCCAGAGCGUGAACACCUUGCAAGCAUAAUUCGUUUGACUCCUACACAGGUGAAAAUAUGGUUUCAGAACCACAGAUAUAAAACAAAGCGGGCACGACAAGAAAAAGGACUAGACGUCAACCCCUUGCCAUCCCCAAGGAGGGUGGCAGUUCCAGUUUUGGUGCGUGAUGGUAAGCCAUGCCAACCAGCUGUGAAACAGCAACAACACCAACAAGAUGGCGGUUCUUCAAAUCUACCAACGGACUUAUCAGCGAUAACAUCCAUGACCAACAUGGCAGCCAUUAGCAAUUCAUGCAUAGGAACUUUCAGCAUGAUGCCCACAUACACACAUCCCCUCAUGCAGCAACACAGAUGGUGGUGA